This is a messenger RNA of Tetrapisispora phaffii CBS 4417, 1623 nucleotides long. RefSeq names its product Stn1p (gene STN1). The transcript has a single exon. Bases 1 to 1623 code for a protein of 540 amino acids. Gene Ontology annotation, cellular component: CST complex. Gene Ontology annotation, biological process: telomere capping. The record is from RefSeq and is a predicted model, not a curated record. NCBI's taxonomy places the organism in Eukaryota, Fungi, Ascomycota, Saccharomycetes, Saccharomycetales, Saccharomycetaceae.
AUGGAAAGUUACGAUUAUGUGACCCAUAUAGAAGGUAACAAAUAUUUCUACAUUCCAAAUUUAUUCAAAUUUAAUAAUCAUUAUUAUGAUUUUAAAAAAGGUGAAGAGAUUGAUGAAUUUUUUUAUCAUUUUAGAUACAAAAAUCUAUUGACAUAUGAUAUUGUGAAGAAUUUCUAUAAGAAUAAACAAAUCCAUUUAAACUAUUAUAAAUAUCAAUCUUUAGAUAAUAAUAUUUUUUUCAUUAAUAACCAUCCAUUAAAUUGUGUUUCCAUAUCAGGGUUUGUUCAACAUUUUAAAAUCAGAUCAAUUAAUAAAAAAGAAUUUAUUGUAAUUAAAAUUGAUGAUAAUUCAGUGAAUGAUCAUUUUGACUACUUAUCCUGUAAAAUUUCAGUUGAAAAAUUUAGAACUCUGAAUUUAUUUAAUAGUAAUCGCUAUGAAUCAUUUAAAAAAUUGCAUUGCAAAAAAGUAAGAAUUUUUGGUUCAGUGAAUUCUAGAUGUAAUGAAUUCGAUAUUGAAUACAUAAAAUUGAUUGAUGAGAAAAAUUCAUUAAUCGAUGAAUGUGAGCAUUGGAAAAGUUGUAUCGAAAAUAGACACGAAUUAUAUGAUAAUAACUGGGUUGUAGAUAGCUCUAUAUUAAAAAAGUUGUUAUUUUCUAAUAGGAUAUCCAAUGAAAAAGAUAUUAGUAAUGAUUCUGAAGAAGCUAAUUCGAAACAAGAAAGUGUUUUUGAAACAAAAAAUCGGAAAUAUAAAUCAUUAAAUUACUAUGAUGAUGGGGUAGAGUGCAACUAUAUAGAAACUUUACAAUAUAAAGACUUAAGAAAUGAGAUUGAAAUUACCAGUCCAUAUGCAAGCCGUAUAGAUAAAAAAUUUAAUCCACAUGUAUAUUUGAAGCUCAGAGAAGAGCAGACCUCUCAUGAAAACAUGGAGGAUGGUGAAAAUCCUGGAAAAUGUUUGCCAGUUGAUUUAGUUUUAAAACCCCAGGUAGCUGAACGAAUAGCUUGUGAAAGUGUUGAAUCCAGAGAUGCUUUGGAUGAGGAAUCGGGAUCCAAAGGUAUUGCUAGGAUACCAGAAACCAACUCGAAGAAAUAUAACAAUAUUUUGUUAAAAAUUUUACUAUUUGAUUGUGAAGAUUUGGUUUCUACAGAUUAUUUACUUAAACUAUUAAAACUACAAAAAUUAGAUGGGAACACUGAAAACAUUACCAUUCCAAAACUCAUUUUUGCUGAAAACAAUGAUACCUUUAGCAACAAAUUUUCUCAUUAUGAGUUUACAUUAUUAAAAGAAUAUCUGGUUGAUCUUCAAAAAAUAGAGUUAAUAAGAGUUAAUAAUGCAGGAGAUACAAUGGACUUAAAUAAUUUACACAGAUUAUUCUCAUAUUGCCAUAAACAUUGCAAACUAUUCAUAAAUUUAAAAUAUAAUACAGUUACAAUCAACCAUUCCCUGAUAAAAAAGAAACUUGAUAUUCAUAAAGUACCUGAUAUGGUAAUCAUUAAUAUAUAUAGAGAAUCCAUAAAGAACUUCGUCAAUCAAAAUCCAAGACUUUUGAAAAGUUGGUUCAUCGAAGUGAACGCCAAUAGAUCUUCGAUUUUGUAUUUAAAAUAUCCAGGGAACGUUGAUACUUAG